Clarias gariepinus (North African catfish) is the source of this 1598-nucleotide messenger RNA. RefSeq lists its product as uncharacterized. Gene Ontology annotation, cellular component: cytoplasm. The coding region runs from base 347 to 1135 and encodes 262 amino acids. The record is from RefSeq and is a predicted model, not a curated record. NCBI's taxonomy places the organism in Eukaryota, Metazoa, Chordata, Actinopteri, Siluriformes, Clariidae. The transcript is spliced from 6 exons.
CUGUGAUGUCACUCCCUACCACACCACUCAUACAAAGGCUUGAGGGAGAAACACACAUGCUCACACACACUAACUCAUUCUAGUCCACUCACACACACACACCAAGUAACUCCUGUUAACUCUUACUGGAUAAAACACACACAAAGACGCAGUCAUCGCGGGGGCAAGGAAUGAGCAGAGUCGAAACAAUUGGAGCCAGCUGCUAUAGGAAUUCUCUUCUGAGAAGAGGAAAAGGAAGAGGAAAAAACUGUACAAUCACAUUCGAAGGGGUGCGUCCUGUUUCACCUGCAAACAUAUACGCUUGUUUUUCUCAACAUCCUGUACCGGUCCCCACACACACUCGAAGAUGCUGCAGCAAAUUCUGGCCACCAUGUAUGUCGACCCGGACAUCCUGGAGGCGCUGAACGAGGAGCAGAAGAAGACGCUGUUCCUGAAGAUGAGAGAAGAGCAAGUGCGCCGCUGGAAGGAGAGAGAAGAGAAGGAAGAGCGGGAAGGCAAGAUGGAGAAGCCCAGGCCCAAAAAAGCUACUUUUAAAAAGGUGAGUUGGCUCCUAGGCCGAGAUGGUGACGUGCACGUGCGUGUUAUCGGCGAGACGGACGAGUUCAAGUCGUCCAAACUCCUGUCUGACCUCAGGGAACAAAAUGAAAACAACCUCAACAACACCAACAGACCUCAGACUACUGGACAUCUCAAAAGCAGCCUGGACAAGCCAGUGAUCCAGCAGGACAUCAGUAAACCUGGGAUAGAGCUACUCCUCAAUAAAACUGAAGAGAUGAACCACUCCAGCACCGUUCCAGAUAUCCAGAAAGAAAACAACACUCAAUCCACAGAGGAGCUGAAGAUCCAAAAGGUUGAGUCUUCAAAUCUAAAAACGGCAAACUCAUGCAGGUCGGACAGAGAGACGUCUGCAGUGGCGAGACCGAACCAGUUCAGUUUGCAGAAAAGCACUAUGGGGCAAGACGCACAAGAAAAAGGAGUGAUAAACGAACUGGGAAUCGGCUCUCCCUUCGGGAGCCGCGUGGCUCAGCUCAGGAUGAACUUUAACACGCCGAGCACUAAAGUCCCCUCGCCAUACACCAAACCACCCAUUCCCACUAAACCGGCUCAUCUGCUGACAGCUGCCUCCGUCAGAUAAACAGCACGGUGGAGGAAAGCAAACAACACGUCAGAUAGACAGCCGCCAUGGGUUCUCAAAUAAUUUAACAUUAGCAUACCUGUAUAUAAAUGCUGAAGCACAAAGCAGAGAAAAGGCCGCCAGUACCACCACCACCACACAUGGGACUUUCUUUAGCUGGCUGUUCGGAUAUUAAGAAGACUAUGGAGUCAAAGUGGAAGAAAUUAAAAGUGAUCUCCUGUAUGAUAUCAAAAGCUUUUCAAUCUCUCCACUGCAGCAAGUCUAUACGCACAGCCUGGAAUUUAGCAAUCACUUUUUUUCUUUUUUUUUUCCCCCCUUUUUCUUUUUUUUUUUAAUAAAUACACUAUUUUUAACUAGUGAAUGAUGGCCAAAGAUGUUUCUAAAUGUUUUCUACUUGUGUGUGUGCUUUGUAAAUAUGAUUACAUUGUGUCAAAAAUGCAAAUAAAACUUGUUGGGUUUCAAA